AUAUGUUGAUCCAUAUGAAUGCAACCAUUGAUUUGAUUACAAAAAUUGUACUGUUAUGUUAGGAUAGGUUAUAAUUAAUAAUAAACAUUAAUCAUGACAUCUGUUUCAGUAUUUUGUUGUUUAAAAGGUUGCUUAAAUGGCAUAGGUUUUACUUCAACUGUUCCCCACAUACCCAGGGAAAACCCGAUUCAACUUGACACUUCUUUCAUGGGGUACGAAGUCGUAAUUGUUAAGGGCGGCCAAAGGGUAUGCGGAGCCGGAGCGGCGUUAGGAAAUGCUCCACUGGUACAGUCGAAAUCGUACUUCGAAGUCAAAGUGCAGCAGGGUGGUUUGUGGUCGAUAGGGUUAGCUACUAGACAGACAGACUUAAGUCUAACUCAAGGUGGCAUGGAUCAAUUUUCAUGGGCAUUGUGUAGCGACAACGUAAUAAGACAUAAUAAGCAAGAUCUAUUUAGGAUAGGGGCCUCGGGAUUGGUACCAAACGUAACUGCGAUUUCUGGUCCUGUACCGCAAGAGGGUGAUGUUUUAGGCGUUUCUUACGAUCACAUUCAAUUGAAGUUUUAUGUUAAUGGAGAAGAAAUAGAAUUCCCGACUGUUAAUGUGAAGGGUACAGUUUAUCCAGCUUUAUAUGUUGAUGAUGGUGCCAUUUUGGACGUUAUAUUUGAAAACUUCAAUCAUACGCCUCCAUCGGGUUUCGAGAAAAUAAUGCUGGAACAAUCGCUUUUGUAAAUAAUUUAUUAAUUCACACUGUAUAUAAUAGAUUUUACCUAAUUUAUUUUUUGAAAUAUUUGUAAUUAAUAACGUCGUCAAAGUUGCAACCUAUGUUUGCCAUGUGAUUAUAACCUAUUUUGUGCUCAAUUGCAUUUGGGUUUAUACCCGGGUCCAACGUCCAUUUGAUUUGUUUUUGUGUUUGGCUUCAUUGUCAUUUAUUGCCUAAAGUUGUUUAUAUAAUAAAUUUUAAAGUAACUUUUAAGUAUGCCUAAAAAGAGGUGAAAAUUGAAAUGUAAUCUUUGUUUGGUGAUCUGAAAUUUAAAUUUUAAUAUGA
Messenger RNA from Photinus pyralis (common eastern firefly), 1045 nucleotides. Its product is annotated as SPRY domain-containing protein 7. The transcript has 4 exons. Gene Ontology annotation, molecular function: protein binding. Bases 94 to 729 code for a protein of 211 amino acids. NCBI's taxonomy places the organism in Eukaryota, Metazoa, Arthropoda, Insecta, Coleoptera, Lampyridae. The record is from RefSeq and is a predicted model, not a curated record.